AUGGCUUCAUAUGUCUACACCGAACUCCAAGCUACAAUAGGUGACUUGAGGCUGGUCAUCUUGCAGCCAGGCAGCUACCGCGACGAGUUGCGCUGCAACAUUCUUCAUUAUCCACUUCUCGAGCCAAAGGAACCUUUCAAGGACGAAAGGCUGCCUGUGAGCGAAUUGCAGAAAACUCUUCCAGAUGGCUGGACGGUGGAUCAAACUUUGGAUGGGCGAUACCUGUUCAUGAGCCCACGCCACUCAGGAAUCCCUAAUUCUUGGAAACACCCAGAUCCCGAAUAUGAUUCGAAAGCAUACGCCAUGCCAGAGCAUUCUGUGAGCGACAUCUUUGCGUGGCACGUACCUCCAUAUGAGGCCUUAUCCUAUUCCUGGGGAACUGCCAAUGACGAAGAAUUCAUUCACAUUACCGACCCAGCCAGUACUCACAACACGCCAGCCUGGUUAAGGAUCCGCAAAAAUCUAGCUACUGCCCUGAGACAUCUUAGAUACGCGGAUCAACCGCGCACAUUGUGGAUCGAUGCCAUCUGCAUCAACCAAGCCAACGUUGAAGAGCGUGGGCGACAAGUCAAGCGGAUGAGCCAGAUUUACCCACUUUCCGAAAAGGUGAUAAUCUGGUUGGGCUCCGAGUUUGAGGAUAGCAAACAUGCGCUGGAGACCUUGGAGUAUUUCAGUAAACAGGUGGAAUAUGUGAUUUCUCAUCGGUGGGGAGAUGCCCCCAACGCCGAGCAGCUUGAUUGGUGGCGAGACGACGUUCCUCUGCCCUGGAAGGACAGGACUUGGAAAUCCAUAUCUUCGCUACUCCAUCGACCAUGGUUCGAGCGUGUCUGGGUUCUGCAGGAAGCUCUCUUGUGCGACCGUGUGGUGCUUCAAUGCGGCCGAGACGCUAUCGCCUGGGUCGAUGUACGCAAGGCAUUACUGGUGCUCCGACAGAAGUCAAGUCUGCUGCCAGAUGAUAUUAGGCGUCGUCUCUUCCCAUAUGCACGAGGCUUGAUGGCACCGCCGCUCGCUUCGUGUGAGCACCUGUUACUCUGGACGCGGAAUCAGCAAUGCUCAGACCCUCGAGACAAGGUGUACGGAAUUUUGGGCUUAAUGGAUCCCAGAAUCGUAGCCAAGAUCGAGGUGGACUAUUCUUUCCCUCCUUGGAAGACAUUUGCACAGCUCGUUUUAGCUGAACAUGACGUCUACCAGAAAUUGAACAUGAUCAAUAAUUGCGGCAUAGCGACGCGUCCCGAGGGGUGCCCAUCGUGGGUACCAAACCUGGAGCAACCAAUAGAAGGUGCCAACAUAGGGUACUUGAGCAUUCGAAGAUUUUACGCUUCUGCACGCUCCAGUGCUGUGGUGAAGCUCAUCGAGCCGGCUGACCAUCUACAAGUCACCGGGAGACGCGUGGCCAUCAUCAGUCGUGUUAGCGAUGACUUGAACGGCACAUUCGUACAACUCAUGGAAGUGGUCCGAGAUUGGGCACCGAAAGAUCCACAAAACGACAUGUACGUCUCGGGAGGACUUUCUAUGGAUGCAUAUGUCGAAGUCCUUGUGCGCGGCGAUCAAGUUGCUGUGAUUCUUGGAUGCGACUUCCCACUGAUUCUACGGCCUGGAGAUCCCGGCCGAUACGAGGUCGUUGGGCCGUGUUUCGUUCAUGGGCUAAUGCUCGGCGAGGCCUUGAAGCCACCUUUAAAGCCGCCGUGGAAAGAUGCGCUUCCCGUCACCAAAGGUUGGGCGAUGCCGUAUUUCAUCAACACCGAGACGCUCGAGCUUAUGAAGACCGAUGUGAGGCUCGGUUCAUUGCCUCUUGACUGGGAAGAGGUGGCGUCAAUCGAUCCCUUUUUGCCGCCCUUCGUGUUCAAGAACAAGAAUGAUGGGCGUAUCAGUGUUAAUGAUCCAAGGAUGUCGGUAGACGCUAUACAGAAAAGGGGUAUCGAACUAGAAACUCUAGUGUUGACAUGA
Colletotrichum abscissum is the source of this 1947-nucleotide messenger RNA. RefSeq lists its product as uncharacterized. Bases 1 to 1947 code for a protein of 648 amino acids. NCBI's taxonomy places the organism in Eukaryota, Fungi, Ascomycota, Sordariomycetes, Glomerellales, Glomerellaceae. The transcript is spliced from 2 exons. The record is from RefSeq and is a predicted model, not a curated record.